AUGCACCUUCAGGUGGAGGCCAUCCACCCGGAUUGCGCCAUCAUCUCACAGCACAUGAAGGCUCAGGAGCUCUGCAGUCAGACCAAGAAGAAAGAGAGCAAGAACCAGACAGAACCUCUGGGCUGCAAGACAGAAUGGGACGAAAUCCGCUGCUGGCUCAGAGCCGACGUUGGCCAGGUGGUUAAUGUGUCCUGUUCUGAAGUUUUCCAACACUUUUCUAGCAAGCAAGGUUACAUCUACAGGAACUGCACAGCAGAAGGCUGGAGCGACCUGUACCCAUCUUAUGAGAAAGCCUGUGAGUUAGGAAAUGACACAGAGCCAGACUCAAAGACAACCUACUUCUCAACAUUUAAACAGGUGUACACGGCAGGAUACGCCACAUCUCUGAUAUCUCUCAUAACAGCUAUCUUGGUCUUCACUUUCUUCAGGAAGUUCCACUGUACCAGGAACUACAUCCACAUCAAUCUCUUUUCCUCCUUCAUUCUCCGGGCCAGUGCAGUCUUCAUCAAAGAUGCAGUUCUUUUCUCAGACGAGUCUCUGGAUCACUGCUUCAUGUCCACAGUGGCGUGUAAAUCUGCUGUAGCUUUCUUCCAGUUCAGCAUCCUGGCUAAUUACUUCUGGCUACUGGUGGAAGGCAUGUACCUGCAGACGCUGCUCGCCCUCACCUUCGUCUCACAGAGGAAGUACUUCUGGUGGUACAUUCUGACUGGAUGGGGUGUGCCAUCAGUUGUCCUUAUUGUUUGGGUGUUGGCACGAAAUUUCUACGACAACAGUGGUUGCUGGGAUGACACAGAUAACAUUGGAGUCUGGUGGAUAAUCAAAGGUCCAAUCACAGCAUCCUUGUUUGCCAACAUUGUCAUCUUCCUAAACGUGAUCCGGAUCCUAGUUGAGAAGCUCAAGUCAACAGGUGUAGGAGGCAAUGACACCGGCCAUUUCAUGAGGUUGGCUAAGUCCACUUUGUUCUUGAUCCCUCUGUUUGGGAUGCACUACACUGUGUUUGCCUUCCUACCAGAAAACACAGGACAAACAGCACGACUCUACAUCGAACUUGGCUUUGGCUCCUUCCAGGGUUUUGUGGUUGCUCUUCUUUACUGCUUUUUCAAUGGAGAGGUGCAGGCUGAGCUGAAGAGGAGCUUGUGGAAGUGGCAGACCCAGAAUCAGCUCAGCCCUGGUAAAAAGCGGCGCAUCACUGUCACUCAGAUUAGCCUCCUGGACAGGGGUGAACCACAGACACAUUUCACUUCCACUAAAGUCACGUCGAUCUGA
This is a messenger RNA of Neoarius graeffei (lesser salmon catfish), 1266 nucleotides long. RefSeq names its product growth hormone releasing hormone receptor a (gene ghrhra). Gene Ontology annotation, cellular component: plasma membrane. NCBI's taxonomy places the organism in Eukaryota, Metazoa, Chordata, Actinopteri, Siluriformes, Ariidae. Gene Ontology annotation, molecular function: G protein-coupled peptide receptor activity; peptide hormone binding; vasoactive intestinal polypeptide receptor activity. Gene Ontology annotation, biological process: adenylate cyclase-modulating G protein-coupled receptor signaling pathway; cell surface receptor signaling pathway. The transcript has 13 exons. The record is from RefSeq and is a predicted model, not a curated record. Bases 1 to 1266 code for a protein of 421 amino acids.